This is a messenger RNA of Rotaria socialis, 1755 nucleotides long. Lineage: Eukaryota; Metazoa; Rotifera; Eurotatoria; Philodinida; Philodinidae. The record is from the annotation of a GenBank genome assembly.
AUGCAUCUUGUGGUGUUUGUCGCUAUCUUGAUAGUGGAGUGUCGGUGUAAUAUCAGAGUGUCAGUAGAUCGAUCACAAGGAAAAUACAAUGUGAGUAUUGCCGAUCGUGUUUGGCUUCGCUCAAGUCGAACAGCUUUGUAUGCCGAUGAACGAUGGUAUUCUUCUGAUGACGAUUCUCUUCCUCUCAUUGACACGCGUCUUGACCAAGGCAAUGAUGAACAUUUGGGUAAAUGGAAUGAGACUCAAUUGAUCUAUAGUCUUGUUCACAGUGGAAUACAAGUCAAUGUAACUGGUCGAGUACGUCAAUGGAGUUCAAUAUCAGCGGUUACGUUUCAUUUGGAUAUUGGCAACGAACCUCUGACAAGCAGUAAUUCACUCAGCAUGGAUGAAGUUCGAACAGUAUUUCCUUCUUUCAACAUUGAACAAAUGCAUCCGGAUGACCAUCGAGGCUAUUUCACAUAUGCAGAUAUGAUGAUGGGUGAAGUAAACAAGCAUGCUGGUAUCUGGGAAUCCUCUAGUAAGAUUAUUAAAUCUGGCAUGCAGGCAGGUCCUAUUGUUCUUUUCGAUUUGACUGAAAGAGCUCAAGGCGACGUUGUCAUUCUCUCGCCCUUUUCUCACUUUAUGGCUACUUCACUGAGUCAACGAGAAAAUAUGUUAGAAUAUGGUGUGAUGGGUUCGAUGUCAUCGGUUCCUGCCAAUUAUAAUCAUUCAAUGAUUGUCUUCUAUUCUCCUCUUGGUGUCAAUGAAGCCAUGCGUGAAUGGGGUCAAUCAAUGAGACGAGCAUUCAAUCGAACCAUGGAACAUCGUCUCAAUGAUAUAACCAUAAAUUACUUGGGUUAUUACACGGACAACGGUGCAUACUAUUAUUAUCAUACAGAAACCGGCAUGAACUACGAAGAAACCGUUGUAUCGAUUUCUCGAAAUAUCUCACUCCCAAUCCAGUAUAUUCAAAUCGAUUCGUGGUGGUACUAUAAAGGCAAUCGGGACGGUGUAAAGGAAUGGUCACCUCGUCCAGAUAUCUUUCCUGAUGGCCUUCCUGUGGUUCAUCGUCGAAUGAACAAUAUACAUAUUGCAGCACAUAAUCGCUACUGGGCAUCUGAUACUGUCUAUUCAAAAACAUACGCCUUUGUAAUUGACCCACUUCAAGGAAAGGCUCUUCCAAUCAGCAACGAUUCGUUCUGGAUCGAUCUGCUAGGCGAAGCAUCUCGGAAUUGGGGUUUGAUUUUGUAUGAACAAGAUUGGUUAAAUUUACAAACUAUUGAAUUUACACCAACACGUACCGAUAUUGAUCUUGGACAACGAUGGUUGACGGCAAUGGGCAAAGCAGCUGAACAAGUAGGAAUAAAUAUUCAAUACUGCAUGAGUUUACCUCGACAUGCUCUACAAGCUCUUGAAAUUCCACGUGUUACACAAGCACGUGUAUCCGUUGAUUAUGCUAUUCACCUUGACGAACGAGUUCCCCAGUGGAAUAUUGGAGUUUCAAGUAUGUUAGCCGAUACAAUAGGUAUGGCUCCAUACAAUGAUGUAUUUUGGUCUAGUUCAUAUGAACCAGGUGCUCCAUACAAAAAAGCAGCAAUGGAACCAGUCCCCGAUCGAGAAAUACUUAUUGCUACGCUCUCAACAGGACCUGUCACUCCAGGCGAUGCCAUCAGCUAUAUCAAUGUUAACAGAAUAAUGCGAUGUUGUAGCGAAAUAGGAACAAUUUUGAAACAUGAUCUACCGAUAACUAUGAUCAAUUCCAUGAUUGCCGACUAG